Messenger RNA from Silurus meridionalis, 384 nucleotides. RefSeq lists its product as uncharacterized. The record is from RefSeq and is a predicted model, not a curated record. NCBI's taxonomy places the organism in Eukaryota, Metazoa, Chordata, Actinopteri, Siluriformes, Siluridae. Bases 105 to 383 code for a protein of 92 amino acids. The transcript has 3 exons.
GUUCAGUCACGUGUCUCCUGCUUCAUCCAAAAGUGUAUAAAGUUUCUGCUUUCUGUCUAUUUGCUCAGAUUCGAGCCAGCAGAGCAUUUAAACAGAGAGUGACAAUGAAGGUCUGGUUUCUGCUGUUUCUGCUGCUGCCACUUUGCCUUACUACAGGUGUUGCAGCACAAUUUAAAAUUGAAUGCUAUGGAGAGGAUUUCCUAAUGGUGAGGAACAUGGUCCUGCAUUGUUCAAGCAAGGUUCAGCAGGCUUGUUACACCAGAUCAUCUGGAGAGAAGGGCUGCAUUCGAACAGAAUUCUGUAAGAGACCUGGCUGGACCUGCUGCAACACAAAACUCUGCAAUGACAAACCCAGAGAGAGCAAGCCUGACAUCAAGAGUUAAA